This is a messenger RNA of Salvelinus sp. IW2-2015, 3501 nucleotides long. Its product is annotated as scavenger receptor class A member 3. Lineage: Eukaryota; Metazoa; Chordata; Actinopteri; Salmoniformes; Salmonidae. The record is from RefSeq and is a predicted model, not a curated record.
UCAGCUCAUGAAAGAUGGGACCAACACUUUACAUGUUGCGUUUACAUUUUUGUUCAGUAUAAUAACUAAGCUAAUAAAGUUGUAUUAAAUCCAGAUUGUUGAAUUAGCCAUUUAAGGCCGGGACGUGGUGUUCCUGCAGGUAUUAUGUGUGCAUCGCUUCAAGCGCCACAUCAUCCGGCAUUCCUCCACAAUCASAAUCUGUUCUCUUUAGUCAUGCUUGACUUAACAAUGUGCGCCAUGUUGUACACUAACAGCUGGGAGGGAGAUUUGGUUCAAGCCUUGAGAGUUUUUUCUUUAAAAUAUAAGGGCCAUUAUAUUUCCAACGAGGAUCGAAUGAACAUACAACUUCAAUCUGAUUUGCCAUUUCUUACCUGACUGACAACGUUUUAAGUGCUUACAGAUGUUACUUGCGUUUAGGCAAAAAUAUUAUUGAGAUUCAAAACGUUACAUCUCUUUUUCACAGCAGCCCAGAGCUCCCUUAGGGCUAUUGUGUAAUUCCAAGAGCACUGAUACAGAGGGCUGGGAUUCCAACACCACCGUGGCACCGUAUUUUAUUGGCUGGAGCAGGGUCUACUUGAGUUCAUGUCAACGCAGAGCACAGCAAUACUGAGGCAAAACAAAACAAGAACAAAGCACUGUAAACUUUAAUUGUGAAAUGUCCGAAAUUGUGUUUGGUUAAAACUCCCCAAACAUUGAGCGAGAACAAAAACAUGAACCCAGACAUGUAGAAAUGUCCUUAUCAUGCAGCACAUCUGUUUUACAUUGUUCAGUCCCCAAGAAUUUGUGUUAUAUAACAACAAAAAACUCACAGUAGAACCUAACCAACCUCUCUCUAACUAGCAGACAUGAUGAUAAGAAGAAGAAGAUCAAGUCCACCAGUACACCAGGAGAAUGCCAAUUAAUGUUAAGAGGCUGUGUAAAAUCAACGUCCCUGAGACCUAAUGCACUAUAACAGGUGUAUUUAGGAAGGUCGACAACUUAUCAGAAGAGGAAUCCUUUUAUCAUAAGAAGAUUACUAAGGUCCAGGAAAGUAUACAAGAUCUCAGCACUACCAGAAACUGCUCUGACUGCUUCGACAUGGCCCACUUCAGCGAGGAGAUCAGUAGGCUGAAGAGGGAGUUUGAGGAUCUCCAGAAAAUGAUCCUGGGACAGGAGCAGGUCCUGGAUCAGGCCUCCCAGACCCAGCAGACCCUGAAGGCAGCCAGAAGCAGGAUGACCCGAGACAUGCAGAACUACUCCCUGUCCAUCAGGCUCAUCAACCAGUCCCUGGAGCGUUACUUAGACCAGGUGGACGGUUGGAAGGCGGUCAUCACCGAGACGGACGAGAGCAUGAAGACUCUGUCUCAGGAUCAGUACGAUCUCAAGGCCACUGUGAAUCAGGUCAAUACCACGGUGGCCCUCAACUCCUUGUGGAUGGAUGCCCUGCAGAGGAAGACCAAUGAGGAGACAUUGGUCCUGCAGAAGAUGACGGCGGACUGGCAGAACUACAGCCGGGUGUUGAGCGGUCUGAAGUCCAACUCAAGCACCACCACUCAGACAGUGAGGAGCAUCCAGAGUGGGAUCUCGGCCACGCACCAGAGGAUCAGCAUGAGCUCGGAGAUGGUGCACGACCUCACCCUGCAGGUGAUGAACCUGCAGAUGCAGCUGGACAAUGUCACCUCCUUCAUGGACGAGCAUGAGGAGAACAUGCACGACCUCCACUACCACUCCAAGUACUACCAGAACCGGACGGGCGAGAGGUUCAUCACCCUGGAUGCUCGCAUGGACUCCAUCGAGAUGGAGAUCGACACCAUCUCAUCCAGCAUCAACGCCACGGUAAGCCACGUGCAGAGCAUGUACAAGUACAUCAACAUCGAGAGCACGUCAUGCCAGACGCGGAUGGGUAGCCACACGGAGGACCUGCAGAACCUGAACAACACGGUGCUGCUACUGAUGCACCUGGCUGUCACCCUGAGGCAGCAGUACAUGCUGCUGAGCGUCCGUCUAGAUGUGGACGCCAGGAACCUGUCCAUGGUCAUGGAGGAGAUGAAGCUAGUGGACACGCACCACACCCAGCUCAUCCAGAACUUCACCAUUCUCAAAGGCGCACCGGGCCCACCUGGUCCAAAGGGGAACAGAGGGGAAGGAGGAGGCAAAGGUCCAGUUGGCCUGACAGGAAUCAAAGGAGACAAGGGCCCAGGUGGGAACCGUGGUCCUCUGGGAGAGAAGGGCCCUAUCGGGCCUACAGGAGCUCAGGGGGAGCCAGGACCAACAGGGGCCAGAGGUGGAGUGGGCGUCAAAGGGGUGAAGGCUUCUCUGGGUCAACCAGGCCCACGUGGUGAGAGAGGUGAGAAGGGAGACAUGGGUACUAUUGGUAAGGAUGGAAUACCAGGUCCCAAAGGGCCACUGGGAAUACAGGGCCAAGCAGGGCUCCCAGGGCUCCACGGGAUGCCUGGCCCAAGAGGAAAGCCCGGGCCUGUUGGUCCACACGGGCCUCCCGGAAUUCCUGGCCAACCAGAUCUGCCAGCUUACCCAGACACGGUGUCUUGAGGGGCCUCUGGUGUCUGAUCACAACAAGGACAGGACGAGCCUCCAUUGGACGUGGGGAAGUACCGGCAGCCUGGCAAAGGGAUGGAGGAUGAUUGAAGAGGAUGGAAUGAAUGGAGCAUGGAAGAGUUCACUCUCAAGCGUUCCCCUUCAUGUUACUCCAUUCUUUCCCUUGGACACUCAAUGGACACACCAUUGAGCAUAUACACACAGCCCAUGUUCGGGUAUAAAGGAGACAUUGAUAACAAGAUAACAAAAAGACUUGAGUUUAAAAAUAUGCAUUGGAAGUUGUCAGUAUCAUAUACAGCUGAAUGUAUGUUUGAAGGAACCACAGCACUAUCUUGGGGGCUUCAUAAAGGUCUAGGUUUACAAUGCCAUGCACUUUCACGAGGGUAGAGUUAAUUAACAAUAGAUUUUUACACUAAUUUGUGAAACAUUAACACGUGAAAUUCUAUUCAAUGGCACUUUUGGUUUUAUAAAGUGUAGAAACUACAGUCAGUUUUUAUGUGUUUGCUUUUGUAUCUUUUAUGUUUCGGAGCAGGUUCUCUGAAUACUGACUGAAGUUGAGAUGAUUCAACAGGUCAUAGAGUGUAAUGGUAAGGGAUGAAUGAAAUUGCUGAAGAACCAAAGGUACACAACUAUGGAUGUAUUGUAUGUUAGUCAUUAAAUGAACAUUUCCUAAAUGACUUAAAGGGUACGGUUUUGAAAUAUAGAUAUUUUUACAUUAUGUAUUUUUGGUUUUAUGCCAACAUGUUACAUUCAAGUGUUUUCAGAUUUUCAAGUGUAGGUAAUAUACAUCAUUUUUGUUGUGUUUCCAUUCAUAUUCAUCUCCGCACAUAAUCAGAGUUGUGUGAUGAUCUGUGUAUUUUAAUAGCAAAUAGAAAACAUAUAAAAAGUUAAAAUGAUAAGAGAUGCUAUUUUUGUAAACUUGUGUCAUUCUUAUAGAUGUUGAAUAAAUGCUACCAUUCUACUUCA